ACGGGUUCUCGAUCUGCCCAAACUUUCGUCGCGUUCGGCUUCCUUGCAAUGGCGGCCAUUCGAAAACUAGCCGAGAAGACGACCCUCUUCGGGGCCAUCAGCUCCACUCCUCAGAAGGAGAUGUUGCCGUCGACGAUGAACCACAUCGCGCGGCGCGGAUACCACAUCGAUCUCGGAGCUCGGGAGAAAGCGCUCUUGGAAGAAGAUCCUGCAUUAAAGAGAUUCAAAUCAUACAAAAAUAACCUGAAGCGCAUAUCAAAGGUUGGAGAUGUUCUCACUAUCGUUGUUGUUGCUGCAUGCGCCUACCAGCUUUACGCGGUGACAACUGUGAGAAAAGAAUAAACGCACUGAUAGCUAAUAGCUGUGGUGAGCUGUGGAUGCCAACAGAACAAUGUGCAUUCAAAAUGCUCUUCAUUCUAUCUUUGUGGACGUUUAGUUGUACGCUGGCUAUGGCUUUAGAAUAAAUUUGCUUCACGCGAGGAUUUGUGUCGUGAUGUAUAACAACAUUUCCUCUGCGAUAACAAAGAAUUGUGUAUGCGGAUUUCAUUUAUGCUAAAUUAUUUGAAUUCUUA
Molecule: messenger RNA, 572 nt
Organism: Zingiber officinale
Lineage: Eukaryota; Viridiplantae; Streptophyta; Magnoliopsida; Zingiberales; Zingiberaceae
Product: succinate dehydrogenase subunit 7, mitochondrial-like
Exons: 4
Coding region: 49-342 (97 amino acids)
Source: RefSeq, a predicted model, not a curated record